AAUUUGCUCAACGCUGGUCUGGCAACGCUGGUCCUUGUUGAUGCAACACAUUUUUAUGAAAAGCAUUUAGGAAAUAUUGCAAGUCCUUAAUAAAAACCUGCGAUGUUGGCCCUGAAAACUGUCACACAGCUUUUCAAGCAGACUCUGGCGACGGGCAACAUUGCUAUUGUCAAUACCGCCGGCCUUAAAUACUUUGCUCCGCCCAUCAAAUACAAGAAUGUGGAGCAGCCGGAGCGGCCCAAGCUAAGGAUCAUGGAGCGCCAGCCGCAAUUGCCGCCGAACAUCCGUCCGCCCAAGAUGCAGAAGCGUCUGCGUUACAUGCGCGGCCCGGAAACGGUGCACAACACCCUGCUCCACAAGCAGUACGCCAUCGUGGCCACGGGCGGUGGCCGUCUGCGCUGGGGUCACUACGAGAUGAUGCGUCUGACCAUCGGCCGGAAGAUGAACGUUAACACCAUGUUUGCCACCUGGCGCGUGCCCGCCCCCUGGCAGCCGAUCACCAAAAAGGGACAGGGCCAGCGUAUGGGCGGUGGCAAGGGUGCCAUCGAUCACUACGUAACGCCCAUCAAGGCUGGCCGUGUCAUUGUCGAGAUUGCCGGCAAGUGUGAGUUCGUUGAGGUCAAAAAGUUCCUGCAGCAAGUGGCCAAUCAGCUGCCCUUCCAGGCCGCUGUCGUUUCCCAGGAGAUGCUCGACGCGCAGCAGGCUGCGGAGGAGGAGCAUGCGCGCACGAACAGGAAUCCCUUUACGAUGAAGUACGUCAUCCAGAACAACCUAAACGGCUGCCAUCGGUGGCUGUCGCCCGUCGAUCACAAGUGGUUUGGCAAGCACUUGUAAGGAUGUUUAGUUUAUGUGUUCCCCUUAACCUUUACCGAUUAAUAAACAAAUCUUUGUUAAACUGUUUAAAAA
This is a messenger RNA of Drosophila kikkawai, 906 nucleotides long. It is a transcript of the gene mRpL16, whose product is annotated as mitochondrial ribosomal protein L16. Gene Ontology annotation, cellular component: ribosome; mitochondrial large ribosomal subunit. Gene Ontology annotation, biological process: mitochondrial translation. Gene Ontology annotation, molecular function: structural constituent of ribosome; rRNA binding. The record is from RefSeq and is a predicted model, not a curated record. NCBI's taxonomy places the organism in Eukaryota, Metazoa, Arthropoda, Insecta, Diptera, Drosophilidae.